This is a messenger RNA of Coprinopsis cinerea okayama7#130, 1002 nucleotides long. RefSeq names its product cytoplasmic protein. The record is from RefSeq and is a predicted model, not a curated record. Gene Ontology annotation, biological process: protein insertion into ER membrane. The transcript has 6 exons. Lineage: Eukaryota; Fungi; Basidiomycota; Agaricomycetes; Agaricales; Psathyrellaceae. Gene Ontology annotation, molecular function: protein binding. Gene Ontology annotation, cellular component: cytosol. Bases 1 to 1002 code for a protein of 333 amino acids.
AUGGCGUCAAGUUCCCGAGCUCUAAACGCAAUCCUACCGCAGAUCCCCGUUGCACCCUACGAGGCGCACCAGAAAGCCCGCACAUUCGCCUCAAGAUAUGUAAAGUCAGGCCAACACGACACCGCGAUCGACGUCCUCUUCCAGAGUGCCCGUGAACUCCUCAAGACGGGCCAACCGGGUUCUGGCGUCGACUUGGGUGGGUUUAUGCUGGAUGUGUAUGAUACCAAGGGUGAAACUGUUACACCGGAAAGUAGAGGCAGGGUUACACAGCUGAUUGCGCUGACUGGGUCUGAAGAUACCUGGAGGAAGACUCUUAUCGACAAAGCGAUAGCUUGGUCAGCGAAACAUGGUGAUUGCCCUGCCGGUGAUCCAGAAUUGAACUACUAUGUCGGUGAACUCUUGGAUAAAGAGGGAUCCUUUGAUCUUGCAGAGCCCUAUCUGCUCGCGGCUGGGACGCGCGACAGUGCGCGAUUGCUCGCCGAGAUGUUCUUGCGAUGGGGCGCUUCAUCAUCCACAUACGGCCCAUUCGCGCUCCGCGGUGUCAUCCCGUACCUCCAGAAUGGCAACGUCCUCGCAGCGAAGGCCUUCAUCCGCCACUUCGUCUCCGGCCUCCCAGACUCAGUGUUAUCUAACUCGGCCAAGAUCCCGGCAGGCGAUAGCGACGAAGUUGUCAUGACCUCAGACUCGCUCAUCAACUUUUCCCAAAUGGCCGUCCUGACUUGCCAACGCGCGCAGGGUGACAAGAGUAAAGUACCUCGAGAAGCCUGGGUCCGGUUGUGUGGGACGUACCAGAGCAAGGGCGGUCCCCUUGUCGCACCAGAAGUUCGAAGGGCUUUGACUGAGAUUGCGCAGUUGUACUUUGCCAUUCCUCCACCUCGAAAUCACGCCGCCAACCCCCUGGGCGACAUGAUUUCUUCUCUCUUCGGAGGCCCCGCUGCACCCACGCAACCCGCCAGGCGCACUCUAACACCAGCUUCUGGGUCUGGCUCGGGUCUUGACUGA